AUGACAGCCGAUGAUCGGAGUCGAUGGUCCACAGUUGUUCGUGCUCUCGAGGCGGCGUCUUCGUCACCCAUCGAGCCCGACCAACUUAUAAAUGCGUACAACAGAUUUGGAGCGAAUUCCGUGGGAAUCGGAAUUCAUGAGUUGAAUGAGAAUGACAGAUUAAGCAGGGACAGCAUUUCCGGCGAGGACUUGGCUGUUUGGAGGGAUCAUCUACGUGUUGAGAAAGAUCGGUACGCUUUAGAGGAACUGCUCUUUCUUGCGUUCAGUCGAAACAAGUUUCCAUUUGAACUCGUCAACCAUCUUAUUAAGUCCCUUCUUCCUCUUCGCUCUUCUGACGUGCUUGUGGCACGUGAAGCUCUGGGUGCUAUUUCAUAUUUUAUUCCAUUGAACGAGAACACAGUGGACAAAGAGGACGAAGCCUACUUAUAUCACUUGCGAGCGAUAGACUCACUAUUUCCAGAUAUGGAAGAGUUCUUGCUUAGAGUGAUGUUAUCGGACGAUGACACUGUCGAGUCACAGUACUGGUAUGUCAGCAUGCGUCACUGUGUGAAAGCAGUUUUCGCUUUGUCUGCUGACAUCGACUACGUUGUCUCAAGGAUACUUGGAAAGGCAAUGUGGUACGCUCAUCGUUCCGCUCAACUGUUGAUAUUAUAUAAAGAAGGCUCCCCGCCAUCGAUCGAUCGAUCUGAAUAUUGGAACACAGCAUGGCAGAAGACUACGGAACGACUCCUAAUGCUGAUUGUGGAGGUCAUACAAAGUAUUUUUGUCUAUGUUGACAACUACUUCCCGAAGCUACUAAAACGUGCAAUGACUUUGGAUGAGAAAUGUUCGGAAGAACUCGAAAAAGCCGUGGAACCUUAUGCUGACUUCAACAAGGAUCAUUUUGGCAUUGAGAUGGAUUUGGCUUAUCGGGAGGACUUAUUCGCGAGAGCGGUCACUUCUAUAGCCAAAUCGAAGGCAGAGGGCGGUGAUAGUACAUCGCCAGAGCUUGGUUCUGCUUUGGAGAAAGCCGCUGAUAAGGCUGCGAAUGAGUUAGGAUUUCAGAAGACGAUUCUAAUCCCAAGAGGUACAUUACCAGAUGCCGCACUCUGUCCGCUGAACAGAAAGCGAGCAGAUGCCAACAAAGGACAGCACAAAUGUAGAGAGGAAGGUGAAAGAUUUAGGCAACUGCCUCUCUUGGUUGAUGGCAAGCCUCUAGAUAUCGUUGUCGAAAAAAUGUGUCAGAGGUUCCAGUUCUGCAGUAGUGGGGAAGCGAUAGAGCACAAUAAAAAUAUAGCGUACUACUUCUCAUACUUCAUUUCGCAACUGAUUUUGUCGAAUACGUCAUUUUACAAGGAGGCAGCGUUGAAACAAAUCGAAGUCUUUGAGCUUGCAAUGGAUCAACAAAUGGAACUGUUGUUUCCCAGAUAUACGAGGAUGAAAGGUGUUGUAACUGAUGCUGGAACUGGCCGCAGAACGGUACUAGCACCAAGUGGUGGCACUCAGAAAUUUCAACUUCCACCAAAAGUCGCCAAUUCGGGUUCACUGUCGUUGAACAGUACGGUGAAUCGCUCGUUGAAGGGAUCCAAACAAUCAGGAGAGAACGGUCAUUCUGUUUCGGAACUUGGAGCAGUGUACGUCCAAGCGAUGCGCAUGUUGGAAAACAUGAGCAUGGAGCUAAUGUGUAGCGAUAUGGAGCUUGCUAGAUUGGCAGACAUUGCUCAUCGUGCAAUCAAUUUGAGCCGAAAUGUUAAGAAAAACUACUUCCCACCACUACACGUUCUUCGAUACGGUGCUAACCUUUCGUCGGCCUUAUCCUCUCGUACAUCCCUUUGGGAAAAUCGGAAUGGUAUUGUAGAGCGGCUCUAA
Molecule: messenger RNA, 1848 nt
Organism: Angiostrongylus costaricensis
Lineage: Eukaryota; Metazoa; Nematoda; Chromadorea; Rhabditida; Metastrongylidae
Source: the annotation of a GenBank genome assembly